This is a messenger RNA of Myotis lucifugus (little brown bat), 5602 nucleotides long. It is a transcript of the gene PKD1L3, whose product is annotated as polycystin 1 like 3, transient receptor potential channel interacting. Lineage: Eukaryota; Metazoa; Chordata; Mammalia; Chiroptera; Vespertilionidae. Gene Ontology annotation, molecular function: protein binding; calcium channel activity; calcium ion binding. Gene Ontology annotation, biological process: detection of mechanical stimulus. Gene Ontology annotation, cellular component: membrane. The record is from RefSeq and is a predicted model, not a curated record. The transcript is spliced from 35 exons.
AUGUUAUUCCAGAGAAGAGCCUGGCUUUGGUUAUACCUCAGCACAGGCUUCAUUCUAGGAAGCGAGCUGAGCAGCCCAGAGCUCCGUGGUAAAAGUUACUGUUAUCAGCUUCACAGGUUUCACUGCAGCUUUAAGGAAGCAGAAAAUUACUGCCAUGCCCAGGGAGGACACCUUGCUUACACUUGGAACCAGGAGGUUCAAGAUCUCAUCUGGGACUUUCUGGAAGAAGGAAAGAAGUGGUGGAUUGGGCAAAAUUUAAUGCUGCUGGGGAAAGAUCAAGAAAACAACAACCCAAAUGUCACAGCCCGCCGAGCUACCAAGCCCACCAGCUGCACUUACGUGUCCAGAAAGUCCAACCGGGUCUCAUCAAAAGUAGACUUGUGCUCCCUGGGGCAUUAUUUCAUUUGCCAGGCUGACCAAGAUACAAGUUAUGAAAGAAAUGGAAAUAAUUCUCAUUCACAUCGGAGACCCAAGAAGACAAAAAGAGAAGUCGCAAUACCAAGAAACAAAAUGGCCUCAGGAGCCACUCAUCAUUCAAACAAAUGUCACCAACCUGCUCUUGCUAAUCCUUCCAAGACCCUGUGCCAUUCUGCCAGCCCGUUUCCUUCAGUCCUCCCGACAGUCACACAGCAGGGACUGUCAGUCACCCCUGUGCCCACCAGCCAGCCACUCCCUGUGACGGCAGAGCUCCCCAGGCCUGCGUCUGUAACACAGGCUGGAAACGCUCUGGUGGGAAUAACUUCAAGCCCCAAAGAGGACUCACAUCCAGGCGUCUCCACCACUCAUCUCCAAGCAUCGUCUCAGAGCGCAUCUGAUCAGGUCACAGAUGAAAGGGCAUGGAACUUCAGCAAAGCGAUGCAUGGUUUGCAACCUCACAGCCAACUGCAGAAAGCUUGUGAGGUGCUCCAGAGACUGACAGCCAUGAUCCCAGGACUUUCCGAGUCAGUGCAGGUCGAUGUUGUCGACUCCCUUAUUUACCUGAGUGGCCAAUUACUGGAAAGCCCAUUUCAGAACAGCAGCACUCUGGGCUUCCAAAUUCCUGUGACUGUCUGCCUCAUUCACUCCCUCAGCGGUGUAGUGAAAGCUGACGAAGCAAGUGGGCCAAGAUCCAAGCCUGACAUUGAGCAGGUAGAAAAUAUUUUGAAAAAGUCCUUGAUGGCCCUUGGGGAGAUCCAGGAAACAUUUCUAUGGCAGCAUCCAUUUUCUGAGUCUUCGGUGACUUUGACCUCUUCCAUUGCUACCCUGAUGUUGAGCAGCCAAAACAUAUCAACUUUGCCUCUGAGCUCUUACACUCUGGGAUACCCAGCACCCAUGCGGUUAGCCUUCCCAUCAGCUUCGGCGCUGGAGGAGCUCUUGAAUAAACACCCGGGAGUUAAUGUUCAAAUAACAGGACUAGCUUUCAAUCCCUUCAAGGAUUUUGAUGAGAAGAACAUUGUUGGAAGCGUCGGAAGUGUGGUACUAAGUUCUAAUCAUAAAUUGCUCCGAGUCCGUGACUUAAUGGAGGAUAUUGAGAUCAUGCUCUGGAGAAAUGCAAGCAUGGAAACCCACCCCACCAGCAUCAACAUGAGCACGGACUAUUUUACCAUCACAGUGAACGUCACUUCCCUGGAGAAAUCCCUGAUCAUGUGCAUAGAGCCUGAAAGUCCCGUUUCAAUGACACUCUACCUGGGGUUCGAGUAUCAGCCUAACCACACUUUCUUUCACCUGAACAUGACCCUGCCAAAGGCUCAGGUGGAGCAGAAAGAUGAGGCGUAUACAUGGGUGCUGACUCCAGGGAGUUUGCAGCAUGGGAUCGGCAUCUACUACAUAACAGCCGUGUUGAAUAAAAGCAAGGAGGAGGCUCAGCGGACUCCCACCCUGUUCUCCAUCGUCACUGCCCUCACUCAGUGCUAUUUUUGGGACAGCCACAACAGCACGUGGAAGAGCGACGGGUGUCAGGUCGGGCCACAGAGCACAGUGGUGAGGACCCAGUGCCUCUGUAACCACCUGACCUACUUUGGCAGCGACUUCUUCAUAGUGCCCCGGACAGUGAAUGUUGAAGACACGAUCAAGCUAUUCCUGCGCGUGACCAACAACCCUGUUGGGGUGUCCUUGCUGGCCAGCCUUUUGGGGUUCUACCUGCUCCUGUUUGUGUGGGCUUGGAGAAAGGAUCAGGCAGAUAUGCAGAAGGUGAAGGUCACUGUCCUGGCCGAUAAUGACCCCAGCUCUCGGUGUCGCUACCUUAUUCAGAUCUCCACUGGAUAUCGAAGAAGGGCCUCUACAACAGCUCAGGUGGUGGUCACCCUGUAUGGGUCAGAGGGACGGAGUGAGCCCCAUCACCUCUGGGACGGCCAGAAGGCAGUCUUUGAACGAGGGGGACUGGAUGUCUUCCUGCUCGGCACCCGGUCCUCCCUGGGGGAGCUGCACAGCCUCCGACUCUGGCAUGACAACUCAGGUGCCAGCCCUGCCUGGUAUGUAAACCAGGUCAUUGUCAGCGACAUGGCAGGUAACAGGAAAUGGCAUUUCCUAUGCAACUGUUGGCUGGCCGAGGACCUUGGAGAUUGUGAGCGUGACCGGGUCUUCAUACCAGUCUCAAAGAAACAGCUCUUUUCCUUUAGACACCUGUUCUCCUCCAUGAUCGUGGAGAAGCUCACCCAGGAUUCCCUGUGGCUCUCGGUGGCCACUCGCCAUCCCUGGGACCAGUUUACGAGAGCCCAGCGGCUCACGAGCUGCAUGACCCUCCUGCUCUGCAACAUGGUCACCAGCCUCAUGUUCUGGAGGAUGAACGGCCCCCCCGCCCACAGAGACGAGCAAGUGGGUCCAUGUGCCGUGACCUGGUCCGAACUGCUUGUCAGCAUCCAAACUGCCGUCAUCCUCUUCCCAGUCAACCUCGUCAUAGGGCGGCUCUUCCCACUGAGUCAGCCCCAGGAGCCUCUGCCCCCCUCGGCUCCCCCGCAGGCCUCCUGCCUCUCAGAUGCGUCUUCUGAGCCUCUCUCAGCCUCAGAGGCCGUGGAGGAGCUGAAGGAAACGGUGGGGUUUCUGCUCAGGAGAGACCCGGGCCUCCUCUCAGAACAUGAACCAUCCUCGUGGGGUUCCUACCGCGUGAGCCAGCUGGUGGCGCUGUUAUCCAGCCUCAUUCGUUCUCACCUGGAGGCAGCACCCUGCGGGGCGAGUGGGAAGGCCGCAGUGGCUGCUGAAAACCACCGUCAUCUCCGCUGCUACCUGCUCAGGGUUCUGCAGAGGCUGCGGUCGCACUUGAGCACCUUGGGUCCCACCCAGUUCGACCAGCCUGGCGACCUCCUGGGUGCAGCCAGCCACCUGCAGAAGCUCCAGGAGCUCCUGGAGACACACAUCCUUCCCGCAGAGCCAGGGCCCGCCGGGGAGGCAACCAGUUUCCCCAUCCUGAGCCCAGAAGGAGGGCGGAGGUCCACCGCGGAUGGUCUCUCCAGGUGGUUGGCUCCCAUCUGCUGGCUCCUGCUGGGCGCCACUAGCCUGGCCGCGGCCUUUUUCACAGCACUGUACAGCCUGGAACUGAGCAGGGACCAGGCCACCAGCUGGCUCAUCUCUAUGAUCUUAUCGGUGCUUCAGAACGUCUUCAUCAUCCAGCCAGUGAAGGUACUGUGGCUCAGUUGGUUGAGCAUCGUCCCAUGCACCACAAGGAAGCAAUAGUCACAGACGUCAAGAAUCAUUUCAUUCAGUAUUUCAAAAUGUCCUCCAUCAUCGCCUGGUUCAAGAGAUAAGAGGAACCCCGUCUAUGUAGCGCCAGCUAUGAACAGUCCAGUUACGCGCCCAGAAAGAACCUUGAAAGAGAAGCAGCUCUUCAAGCUGACGGGGGAGAUUUUGGCACAAAUCCUCUUCCUGGUCCUGUUGAUGACCGCGGUCCACUCCUCGCAGAACCCCAGCCGCUUCCACCUCCAUCGGGCUCUCCGGAAGAGCUUUUCUCACGGCUUCUCGGAGAUCAGCCUUCUGCAGCACUUCUACCCCUGGGCCAGGCACACCCUCCUUCCCAACCUGUACGGGGAUCACAGAGGAUUUAUUACCGAUGGGAACUCCUUCCUUUUGGGCAAUGUUCUGCUUCGUCAGAUUCGCAUUCUGAAGCCAUCUCAUCAAGAUCUGGAGGAUACAGAGAACUAUGGGGUUAACUGGAGCCCCCCUGAAACAAACAACACAGAAUCAGACAGCAUUUGGCAUUAUCAGAAUCAGGAGACACUGGGUGGCUACCCCGUCCAAGGGGAGUUUGCCACUUACUCGGGAGGAUACGCUGUCAGACUUGGGAGGAACUCUAGUUCUGCAACCAGAGUUCUGCAGCAUCUUGAACAGAGCCGCUGGCUAGACCGUCGCACCCAAAGCCUCUUUGUGGAAUUUGUGGUCUUCAAUGCUAACGUGAACCUGUUCUGUGUAGUGACCCUGAUUCUGGAAUCCAACAAUGUGGGUGCUUUCUUCGCCUCUGUAAGACUGGACACUUUAACUUCCCUUCAGGCCUCAAGGAAGGACUUUGCCUGGUCUAUUGCCUCACAAGUCAUCUAUUAUCUACUAGUCUGUUACUACGGCUUCAUACAGGGUCGCCGGCUGAAACAGCAGAGAUGGAGGUUCUUAACGAGGAAGAAAAACAUUCUCAACAUGAGCAUAAUCCUUACCAGCUUUGCCAUCUUGAUGCUUGACAUCAAGCUUAUUUCUCUACAUAAGAAGAACAUGGCACAAUACCACCACGACCGUGACAGGUUCAUCAGCUUCUAUGAGGCAGUAACCGUGAACUCGGCUGUCAUUCACCUCAUGGGCUUCCUGGUUCUGCUGGCAACUGUUCAGCUAUGGACGCUGCUGCAUCUGAACCCCCGGCUGCAGGUCAUCGGAAGAACACUCACCAAAGCCUGGGAUGAGGUGGUGGGCUUCCUGCUGGUCAUUGUGAUCCUGCUGACAGGCUACGCCAUGGCUUUUAACCUGCUGUUUGGAUGGAGCAUGUCCGACUACCGAACCUUUGUCAGCUCAGCAGUGACUUUUGUUGGUCUCCUGAUGGGAAUCUCUCAUUAUAAGGAGAUUAUUGCUUUAGACACAGUCCUGGGAUCCUUUCUGAUCCUCACCAGUGUCAUCUUGAUGGUACUCGUGAUCAUUAACCUUUUUGUUUCUGCCAUUCUAAUGUCCUUUGGUAAAGAAAGAAAGUCCCUUAAGACUUGGAAAGAAGCUACACUGAUGGAUAUGCUGCUACAGAAGCUCUCAAGUUUGUUAGGAAUCCAGUGCACCAGAACACACGUCCUGGAAGCCGCUGCAGAGUCCCAGAGGAGUAACCAAGCAAACUCACAGAUGCUUUCUGGGCUUAAAUACAGAGACUGAAAGGGUUCCUUACUGCUGCAGGCAUCCACAUUACCCAGGGAGCCAAAGGCACAAUGGAAGCUGAAUCAGCAGGAACAUAAAGAAGUUGAAAAAAUAAAAAUGUGUGAAAAAGAAACAAGGAACUUGUGAGAUUCUUUGGGGCCAGGGAAGAUUAUUUUCCUUUUGGCAGAGGGAAAUCCUGAGUUCUGUUUUUGCCAUACUGCAUUUGGAGGGUGGACAGGGCAUGUGGAUUGAAUUCCAUGUAUGAGAAAACAGCAAAGGGCUCAGCAUUGAGCCUUGAGGGUUUCUAACUCAC